UUUAACUAGAGCUCGGAGGGUUUACUAGAGUACGAACGUAAAUUGCCUAGUGUCAAAAAUGUUAGAGCAUAUUCCUGCAUCUGUAGAGGUUCCAUUCCAAGACCUACCUAUACCUACCUGUACCUACUUGUUUUGCACUUGUUAAUUGUUUACGAAAAAAAAUGAACUGAAUUCUGUAGAUUUUUCUUCGAUUACCAUUUAUUUGUUGGAAAAUAUGAUAUUUAUUAGAAAAUAUUUAAGUGAAAGUAUUUAAAUUUAUCGGCAUGCAUUUGCUCAGAAAUGUCAGAGAUAAAGUAUAAAAAUCAAAUUCUAGCUGCAAUAGAUCAUUUGCGUUCCCGAAAAUCACGACCAGACAUAAACAGAAUUUGCAAAUUUAUGAUAAAGUGUUAUAAAGUAGCUCCAAAAGAUACUAAAGCGGAUCUGAAACGUUGUCUGAAGGAAAAAAGCAUUUAUAAAGUCGAUUAUAAAGAUAAUGUGAGCUACAGAAACGCAGCGAAGUGGAGAAAAAAAUCAGCACAAAAUAGCAAGAUGAGUAAUAAUACAACAGUAGCCAGCAGUGAACGGCGAAUCAUAACAUCAGCAAUUGCAACUUUAAUAUAUCAAGAUCAAAGUUACUUGGAAAAUGGCAUAGCAUUUGAUGAUCUUGUAAAAGUUGCUGCAUCGCAGGAGCCUAAAUAUUCUAAGAAACAAUUGGAAGCCAUUAUCAAUAAGGAAUUGACAUCUGGGAGUUUGGUGAAGUUACCAAAUGGCACUUUGGCUCUUGGGCCGGCUGAUCAUGAUGUUGAUAACACUGAUAGUUUCAGAUUUGAAUAUACAGAUUCAAACACAAAAAUGACUUCUUCAGCCAAUUCUUCAUGCAGGUCGUCACCUCAGCGCAUGAGGGGAAGACCUAAGAAACGCGGAGGUGGAGCGUCCAGUAACAGUACACACAGUAGCGUCACAAACAAUGCUGGUGUGAGAGUUGGUGAGAGACGUAAGAUGGCCAAAAAAGUAUUUGAUCCCUCCGACAAUAAUGUUCCUAGCAAACGCAAAAGAGGCAGGCCUGUUGGAUCUCUUAACAAAAGUACAAUAAAGAAGAGAUUAAUGAUAGCUGGUAAAGACAAAGAAGACAACUUAUUAUCUGAUAGCCAACGCUCUAUAGAUGGCAGCGCAGAUGAAAUAGAACAAGACGAUCCACCCCAACAUGAAACGUCUGGAGUCUGUUCUGUUUGUAGGGUGCAGAAACAAAGAGGCUCAAAUGAUAGACUGGUCGAGUGUAGAGAUUGUAAUAACAAAGCUCAUUUGAGUUGUUUACAAUCUGGUUCCGGUAUUUUAAAACCUCGUCCAGAUAACACAUGGCAGUGUCCACAUUGCAAGACUUGUGUAGUGUGUUGUGAGACUAAUGAUGCUGGUACAUUAACUGUAUGCAGUAUAUGCUCUGAUGCGUAUCAUGCCCUGUGCCACACACCACGGAUACCUGAAAGGCUGAAGGCGUGGGACCAAUGGGAAUGCAAUAACUGUCUAGAAUCUCGCCCUACAGUUGUAGGAUCCCCUGCUAUAAUACCAAGCAGUGUAGAAUAUAGUAAAAGAGCCUCACCUGUGGUUGAUCCAUUUUUAAAGCCACAUGAGUUAGAUAGGGCAGCCACUAAAUUAUUUGAUGAAGCUCCUGUAGAUCCAAGUAUACCAGAUAUAAGUAACUGGAAUGUUGAUGAUGUAUACGAGUACUUUACUGAACAUUUCCCUGAAGCAGCACCAAUUUUAAGAGAACAGGAGUUUGAUGGUCAAGCUUUAAGUAUGGCGCGCCGAGCUGAUAUAGUUAGAGGCUUGGGAUUGCCUCUUGGUCCUGCAUUAGCACUAUAUAGAAUUGUAGUGAAACUACAGACGAGAAAAGAUGAUUGGACAAUGUGUUGGGGAUGAAGAAGUACAAUAAAUUGCCAUGAAUAUUAGUCAAUACUUGAGAAUAGUAUUUGUAUGUGUUAGUAUUUUAGUUAAAUAAAUUUUUAAUUAUU
Messenger RNA from Bicyclus anynana (squinting bush brown), 1988 nucleotides. RefSeq lists its product as uncharacterized. The coding region runs from base 280 to 1896 and encodes 538 amino acids. NCBI's taxonomy places the organism in Eukaryota, Metazoa, Arthropoda, Insecta, Lepidoptera, Nymphalidae. The record is from RefSeq and is a predicted model, not a curated record. The transcript has 6 exons. Gene Ontology annotation, molecular function: DNA binding.